This is a messenger RNA of Selaginella moellendorffii, 1875 nucleotides long. RefSeq lists its product as uncharacterized. The coding region runs from base 1 to 1875 and encodes 624 amino acids. NCBI's taxonomy places the organism in Eukaryota, Viridiplantae, Streptophyta, Lycopodiopsida, Selaginellales, Selaginellaceae. Gene Ontology annotation, molecular function: nucleic acid binding. Gene Ontology annotation, biological process: DNA integration. The record is from RefSeq and is a predicted model, not a curated record. The transcript is spliced from 6 exons.
AUGCUCAAGUCAUCACCAACUCAACCAAUUCAGAUAAGGGAUGGACCUCAAGAGCUAGCUGGUCGUCAAUUUUCCGUGGACGUGGUGCUAACAGCUGAGUUGGAAGCAGGAAAUUAUCCCAGCUAUUUUUUUAAGGAGCAGGUUGCUGAUCUUCCACUUAAGGAGACUUCCGCUCGUUCUCAAGUGGAUUCAGAUUAUUUUGGAAAGGCACACCAGGCACAAGCUGUGUUUAUGGAGCAGGUUGGUGACAAGCGACAUGAGUUAAUGGUGGGACACCAACUCACCAAGGAGGUGGAAGAUUAUCGUCAACUAUUUUUGGAGUUUCGAGAUGUGUUUGCAUGGAGCUAUGCUGAACUCGCUGGAGUAGAUCCAGAGCUGGUGCAACAUAGGAUUCCCUUGCUUCCAUAUGCAGUGCCACAACAACAAAGAGCUUAUAAAAUGAAUCCAAGCUAUGCUAAGGCUGUGCAUGAAGAGCUUCAGAAGCUAUUAGAUGCAGGAUUUAUUGAAGAGGUGGAGACUACAGAUUGGCUUUCGCCAAUCGUAGUGGUCCGGAAGAAGAAUGGUAAGCUUAGAGUGUGCGUGGAUUAUCGUCGCCUUAAUGCUGCAACAAGGCGGGAUGGAUUUCCUCUUCCCUUCACAGAUGUGGUGUUGGAUGGGGUCGUAGGGAAAGUUUUAUGGAUGGUUAUAAUGGAUAUAACCAGAUCCAAGUGGCUCCUGAGGAUCAAGCAAAGAUGGCAUUCGUUACAGAGUGGGACAGCACUCUGUCUGGAGUGGGACAGCACAGAGUUUGGUAUUUCUCUUAAUCCUGGGAAGUGCCAAUUCAGAGUAACACAUGGUGUGUUGCUUGGUAGGGUCGUCUUGGCUCGAGGCUUGGAGGUAGAUCCUGCAAAAGUGAACGUAGUGGAGGAGCUUGAGGCACCACAGACCGUGAAGGAGCUACAAGCUUUUCUCGGCCAUGUUGGUUAUCACCGACGCUUUAUCUGGCAUUAUGUCGAUGUAGCUUUUCCUUUGACAGGCCUCUUGAAAAAGAACAUUCCUUUUGCGUGGACCCCUGAGCAGUUAUCUCUGGUUGAGAAGAAUUAUACAGCCACUGAACACGAGGGCUUGGGAAUGGUUUCUGCAGAAAUUCCAGAUGCAUUCUCAACUCAAUCAGAAGCAGAGGAGCUGCUGUUAUACCAAGUUGUAGUAGCUAUGUUGGAGUGGUAUCAGGGUAUCGCAGAAUUUCUUGCUGCUGGCAGAUUUCUUGAUGAUAUGCCAAACAUGGCACAGAAAAAGCUUCUAUACCAGUCACAAGCUUUCACCCUGAUUGCUAGCCAACUUUAUAGGGAGGGAAGAGAUGGUGUUUUGAUGUGCUGUAUUCUUCCUCAUGAGGAUCAUUAUAUCUUGAUCUGCACGGAUUAUGUGACCAAGUGGGUGGAAGCUGAGGCUUUUACUGAGGAUAUGGCCAAGAAGGUAGCAAGAUUCCUCUACAAAAAUAUCAUCAUGCGCUUCGACUGCCCACUUGAGCUUGUGAGUGAUCAAGGUAUGCAUUUUAUUAAUGCGGUUAUUAUAGCUCUCAUAGCCAAGUAUGGCAUUUCCCAUCAACGUUCAACACCAUAUCAUCCAAGAGCAAACAACCAAGUUGAGAGAACCAAUAUGACACUAUGCAACACCAUGACUAAACUUUGCAACACAAGUGCUAGCAACUGGGAUACCAAGCUUCUUGAUGCACUAUGGGCUUACAGGGUUGCCUACAAGGAAGGGAGUGAAAUAAAAGAGAAGGUUCUUGGAAGGAUGCUUCGUCCAACAGCCUUGGAGCGCAUGGAGCGGAGGAUGUUGGCAAAGGUUCUAGUAGAGGUCACCAACGAGGCUAGAGACGAGGCUAGGCAGAUGUGA